AUGACUUCCGAUGAUAAUAACCAAGUGGUCAAUGAAGUGAAAGAUUACUAUCGACUCUACAAAAGUGGCCGUGUUGAGCGUUUCUACGAGGUGCACGGCUCCUUCUAUGUACCACCAUCGCCACAAAUCCCAUCAAGCGGCGUAUUCUCCAAAGAUGUCACAAUCUCCCCCCACGUCUCUGCUAGACUCUACCUCCCGGAGAACAUUCCUAAUUCCCGAAAAAUCCCCGUGUUAGUAUAUUACCACGGGGGCGGACUUGUCAUAGAAUCCGCCUUCUUCAACAGGAUGCAUGCAUACGUUAACUCUUUAGCUUCUGAAUUAAAUGUCGUUGUUGUUUCUGUAGAGUACCGAUUAGCCCCAGAAGUUGAUGUGCCAACAAUUUACGAAGAUUGUUGGACUGCACUUCAAUGGAUCGCUUCACAUGCUGAUGAAAAUUUGUCUAGUGUUGAUAAUAAUAAUGAUUCGUGGUUAACGAAUUUUUGUGAUUUUAGUAAAGUGUUUGUAGUUGGGGACAGUGCUGGUGGCAAUUUAGUGUACCACAUGACUAUGAGGGCCGGCAAAGAAGGUUUGAAUAAUGAUAUGAAAAUUACUGGAUCAAUUUUUGCGUAUCCUUAUUUCUUGUUCCCAAAUGUUGAAAUCGAUGAAGAGGGUUUGGCUAAUAAGAUAUGGGGAUACAUUUGUCCACCACUAGAGUGUGGGGUAUUAUCCCCAAUUGAUAGUCCAUUAAUUAACCCGCUUUCUAAAAAGGCUCCGUCUCUAUCGAGGCUAGGUUGUUUGAGGAUUUUGGUGUGUAUGGGAAAAAAAGAUGAUAUAAUUCCUCUGGAGAUUGGGGUUCGAUUUGUUGAAGGUGUGAAGGAGAGCGGAUGGGACGGAGAAGUGGUGUAUCUUGAGGUUGAUGACGGACAUGCCUUUCAGAUGUAUAAACCUGAAUCAGACGAGGCUAAACGUAUGAUGAAGUGUUAUGCUGAUUUCAUUCAUCGCGAGUGUUGA
This is a messenger RNA of Solanum lycopersicum (tomato), 990 nucleotides long. Its product is annotated as 2-hydroxyisoflavanone dehydratase-like. Lineage: Eukaryota; Viridiplantae; Streptophyta; Magnoliopsida; Solanales; Solanaceae. The record is from RefSeq and is a predicted model, not a curated record. Gene Ontology annotation, molecular function: hydrolase activity.